CUGGAUUCAAAGCGCAUUUUUUUGUCUUCGCACAGCGCUAGCCGCACGUUUCUCUGCAAGAAUCAGGAAUAAACUGGCCUAACACGGAAAACCAAUAACCGUGCACCAACUAAACAGACGUCUUUAUUCUCUGGGACUAGCCACCUGCAGGCUCUUUGUAGCCCUCCACGACUGGUCAGCUCGCUUUUCACCAACAUCGAAAAGCAAGCUCACAUGCAGUAAUACUGAAGCGGGAGGAGGUGGUUAAAUAGCAUGAUAAAGAGAACAGAAAGGGAACGGGAGAAAAGCUCCUGCAUUGGAACCUGGAGCAUCAUUACAACAAAUAUCUGACCUCGAUCUUCUCACACGGUGGAAAAAGUGGUUGUAGAAAAGGAGAUGGCGAGAUUUUUUUCUCUCAUCCCGUCUCCUCCUCCAACAGACAUGCUGCCGAGGCUGCUGAUCAUGAUGAUGUUUGCGUAGGAGUGCUUUAUUUUGCGGACAGCGUCGGUUCACCAGUCUGUACUGUUCAAACUCCAGUCAAGCGGUGGAUGGAACUAUGCGUCGCUGACUGUCUUCUCCAAGCACAUCUGCUGAGAUUUUAUCAUUAUUUCUGGACCCCGUCUCGUUUUUUUCGCAUUUGGGGGUGUUUUUAGUUGCCUUUUCAAAAGAAAAUCAAGUCUGGAUCUGCGCAGAACAUGUUUUGCAUUCAGUUUUUAAGAACGUGCGAGGAAAAGUGGUCUUCAGGCAAAGAAUAAGAAUAUCAACGGACAUUUUUUUCCUGUCUUGUAUUAUUUUUUGCUUUCAACUAAAGAGGAUCAGGCCCCUGUGGGUUUUAAUUUGACCCCAGUUAAGACUUAAUUCCGCACGGACUGCAGAUUCUUCACCAUUUAGUUCAUUACUUUAUUGACAUUUGGAGGUAUAUUUUCUCUUUUCUUUAAAAAGAAACGGCUUAAAAAAUAUUUGGUCACUGCUCUCAAGAUUGUGGCCCUGAGAACUGCUACCAGCCGGGGUCGGGACCUUAGCUCCGCGAAGCCACCACUGCCCUAGAUGUGACACACAGAGUUCCUCUUAUCUCUGAAGGGUGUUGAUGGAGAGCCAUUCGAAUGACAGCCGGGACAGUGGUCAUCACUGGUGGAAUUCUUGCUACUGUUAUAUUACUCCUUAUCAUUGCAGUACUGUGCUACUGUAGGCUGCAGUACUAUUGCUGUAAGAAGGAGGAGUCUGAGUCGGAGGAGGAGGAGCCAGACUUUGCAGUAACAUCCCGCCUCCCGCCAGUUCACUCCAAUCACAACAUUGUGGCGGCAACAGCCGCCGCCUCCUCCAUCCCAAAUGGCCCUGCCCUUUUCUCCACCCCUCCACUGGCUAGAAAACUGACACGUUCACAGACCUUCUGUCCAUCUUGUACACACUAUGAGCUGCCUUUCUACCUCCAGCCUCCUCAGCCGCAGCUCCACCACCAGCCAGAUGGGUUGAGGAAUGGAGGUGACCGGAUCAGCUAUCGCAGUGUCCAGCAGCAGGAUCUGGACCUGCCAGUGCCUGUAAACAUUUCAAACUACCGUAAACCAAACCUUGCCCGGUCAGUUACCAUGAGGGACAUGUUUACACGCAGCUGUAGCAUCAGCACUGAUGUUUAGCUGGAUGAAGUUUGGGCCUAAUGUAAAUUCAUGCUUCAGUGAACUGGGAUGAUCUGGUAUCGACUGCGCCUGAGUCAGGCUGUGUUUCUGUCUGUUGAGGAGUUUAGUCUCGUCUAUGGUCUCAUUCUGCCAGUCACCACUUGCAGAAUGGAGGACUCUCAGGACAGUUUUUUAAAAGGUACUACGCUCAGGUCCAUGACUUCACACUUGGGCCAAUAAAGUGUACUAAAAAUGUUUUAAAAUGUCAAGUUAUCAAGAAUAUAAACUUAGUUUGUUUUGUUUCAGUUACUAUAUUUUAACAGAGCCAAUGGCAUUUGUUUUCUGGUUUAAAAUCUGUGUAUUCCCACUUCUUGCACCCUUCUUCCCCUGACCUGAAAACUUACAUAUUAUUACCAUAUCAAAAUGGCAUAAUCAGUAGGGAUCUUCUCUCUUAAACAGCUAGCUGCAAGAGGUGAUGUUGUUCCCUACAUUAUUAUGGGAUGAUCUACUUGUUCCUUUACCACCAAAUUAUAUAGAUUGUAGACUCAUGACGAGUGGACAGAGUAAGAGGGGCGUCAUGUUUUAGCUGCCACCCGCUCACAUUUUGAUAGUUUUAUCUUAGGCCAUAAUAUUUCAAGACAUAAAGGGCUCAGAGAAGAUGGAAAUUCCCACUUUCUUUCCAUAUCCUUUCAUAGAGAUUUAAGAGUAAACUAGUCAAUCUGAGCAUCUACAGGCAACACACAGUGUAUAUACUGUAUUCUACACUCAAAAAGAGAAAAACCUUGGUGUUCCUGCAAGCAGGGGUGAACUAGGUGCCAAAGGAGACCAUGUUAUUGCAUUUAUGUGCAUAAAAUUUAUGUGAGUUUACUGGCAUGCAUGUGUGUAUGAGUGUGUAUUGUGGUCAAUUGUUAUACAAGACUUUGUAUUUAAUUAAAUUGAACACAAUCUGUCAUACUAACAUUUAACCCAGAUGAGAAGUGGGUUGCAAUAACAUUUUGAAUAUUUAUUAUCAACGGUAAAGAGACUGGUUUAUUUUGCCAUGUGCAACUUUACCAGAAAUUCCAGUAAAGGCAAAGAAUGACCCAAGCAGAUUAAAUGACAAACACUAUUUAGUAAAUGUUUCUUUUACAUGCUCAAGCUGUAGAUACAGUCAAAGAAGUGAAAAGCUUUUAGGACAUCAUUUUCAACUUUCAGUGUGAUAUCUGUUGCAGUUGUUCACUGAAGUUUGUGGACUUUUCACUUCAGUCUUUGUGUUGUAUCUGAUUUGUGGAUUCUUGAGCAAAGUUUUGCCCUUACAGGCACAUGUAUAAAUAUUUAACAGGCCAUAACAUACGCUUCAGUCUCUUUCCUCUCUCUCAACCCGUUGGACUGAGGAAAAUGUGCUCUUGCUCUGAGGUACUCAGUGAGAUCCUGCUUGGGAUUGUUUUUAUUUUCUGCGCUUGGCUGACCGGCCUGGCUGGAGGGCUGAUAUUCUGACCGAAGGAGCAGCAGCUGAAUUUUAUGGGCCGAAGACACACAGUUAAUGACUGAAAUUAUUUACUGCUUGAUUUCAAAAGAGAGAAGGCCGGUGAAUGCGUGAGGGGCUUGAAGCUGAUUAGAUUGUCCUUCUUGGACUCUUACAACUGCGCCUAUUUUUUCUCAAAUAGACAAUAGAUGCUGUUGUACCCUCUUCUCUCUAUUUUGGUCUUUCAGUUGAUUUUCAUACACAUUUAUUUACUCAAGGGUGAGUCAGUGCAUACUUUUGUCUUAAGUUUUUUCUAUUACAACAUGUGCAGAAACACAAGGCCACACAUGCCAUUUUGUAAACACAGUCAUGAUGCACUUCAGAGCCAAUUAUUAUAUUAAUAAUAAUAAUAACCAUACCAACUAGAAGCCAAGCUCAAACUUCAAUCGCUACUCUAAAACAAAGCCUCAGCUAUAACAACAGCCCUUUCAAAGUUAGAAAAGUGAAACCAGCAAAAAAUAUGCCAAGGUCUACAACUCUAACUGGUCCCACAAGGACAGCCAUAAGUCACAAGUCUACACAGAGACAGACACACACUCACACACAAUUAUUCCCAGUGCUCAUAUCUCUUAAAGUGAAACUAUCAGACACUUGCACAGGAAAUGUAGUGCCAUAAAGAAUUAUAAAAAAAAAACUACAUUAUUAUUAUUAUUAUUAUUAUUUUAUUAUUAUUAUUAUUAUUAUUAUUAUUAUUAUUAUUAUUAUUAUUAUUAUUAUUAUUAAAUGUAUAUUCAACUACAGUGUUGCUUUUAUGUUUAAGUAUUUGAAUUAUGUGUUUCGUUAAUGAUCCUUUUUUCUUUUGUUCUUUUUUCAGACUUGGUACAAUACAGCAAUCAUGUUUCUUUCCUUGUUUCUAAUAUAUAACUAAUAGACACAUUGUUGCUAAUAAAAUGGUGUGAAAACCCUCUGAU
Melanotaenia boesemani (Boeseman's rainbowfish) is the source of this 4007-nucleotide messenger RNA. It is a transcript of the gene fam163ba, whose product is annotated as family with sequence similarity 163 member B, genome duplicate a. Bases 1083 to 1613 code for a protein of 176 amino acids. The record is from RefSeq and is a predicted model, not a curated record. The transcript is spliced from 3 exons. NCBI's taxonomy places the organism in Eukaryota, Metazoa, Chordata, Actinopteri, Atheriniformes, Melanotaeniidae.